AAUCUCAUCAUGUUGGGGGAAAAUAAAACUCACGUUUGUGCGAUUACAGACUCCGACGCGUCCGAGAGUAUGUUUCGAGAAUUUGAGUACAAAGUGUCUUUUUAGGAUUUACUAUGAGAUGUGGAUGUCACUCGUGUUCCUUGUGAAUUUGGCCUAUAUUCCCUUGGACGCUUCUUUCGGCAUCCUGAUGAACCUAGAUUACGUGUUGAGUUUUAUGUUGAACGCAUUUUGUUUUUUAGAUAUUUUUAUGAAUUUUUGCACCGGAUACCGCCUUCCAAGUAAUGAAGAAAUUGCCAAACACUACGUUUUUGGAAUAUAUUUUAUAUGUGAUUUUUUGUCGUCCUUCCCGUACCACGCCGUCACAGACGUAAAACUGACUAACAAUGUUUUUUCUGUUUUGAAAAUUGUGAGGCUCGGUAGUUUACUGAUCUACAUGGAGAGAAGUUUUUCUUUUUUUAAAAUUAGAAGCUUUUACAUCCGGUUAGCGACAUUGAUACUACUCAUAAUUCACUACUGGGGUUGCUUAACAUUUUACCUCCCUCUGUUAGUGAUGAGAUUAACUAACGGAAUGGAAGAAAGGAAUUCAUUUAUAGCAAAAGUGAUUGGUAGUAUGACUCCAGGUUUAUCGGUCGUUGUUAAGGAGUACAUUUCGCACUUGUAUUAUGCCACGUCUUUUCUCUUGAGUAUCGAAUUAAAGUUUGCAUUUGAUUGUUCAUUUAUGGCGUACGUAGACGUAAUUGUUUUCUGCGUCUUUGGAAAAAUCAUUUGGGCUGCCAUAACAGUUGUACUUCUGGACCGUUAUCACCUUUACAAAAGUGUGGAAACUAAGUUCUAUUCGAUGAUCAGUCAAGUUGAUGCAUUCAUGGAGAUUCAUCAUUUCCCCAUUAAAUUGCAAAAGAAAGUGCAUCAGUACUAUAAAUACAAAUAUAGGUUGAGAUACUUUGACGAAAGUCGUUUUGACGAUAACAUUUCCGAAAGUUUACAAACAGAAAUUAGGUAUCAUCAGCUGCGCACCUUAGUCAAAAAUAUAACCUUCUUCGACGGUGUACCCCUGGAAGUUCUUGAAAGAGUGUUCAUACAUUUAAAAAAAGAAAUAUAUUUGCCACAAGACGUGAUCAUCAGAGCUGGUGCCAAAGGAGAUUCUAUGUUCUUCAUUAGUUCUGGAACUGUAGCCGUAUUCUCGCCAACAGGAAAAGAAGUUUGCCAUUUAUCCGACGGUGACUAUUUUGGUGAAAUCGCUAUAGUUUUUCCGAAUGAAAAAACCACCGCGACCAUAAUAGCUUUAGAAAUUUGCGAAGUGUAUAGACUCGAUAGGAAGCCGUUCAAACAAUGUAUGGAGAAACAAGAGGAUGUGUACAAAAAGAUUCAAAAAGAAGCCAAGAGGAGGCUAAAGGAGACCCAUCAGAUACACAGAAGGCAAAUUUUGGUCACGUCCAAGAAUCCCAAAGUGUCGUAG
Zophobas morio is the source of this 1456-nucleotide messenger RNA. RefSeq names its product potassium/sodium hyperpolarization-activated cyclic nucleotide-gated channel 1-like. NCBI's taxonomy places the organism in Eukaryota, Metazoa, Arthropoda, Insecta, Coleoptera, Tenebrionidae. Bases 119 to 1456 code for a protein of 445 amino acids. The transcript is spliced from 7 exons. The record is from RefSeq and is a predicted model, not a curated record. Gene Ontology annotation, cellular component: HCN channel complex. Gene Ontology annotation, molecular function: voltage-gated potassium channel activity. Gene Ontology annotation, biological process: sodium ion transmembrane transport; potassium ion transmembrane transport; regulation of membrane depolarization.